Messenger RNA from Solanum stenotomum, 755 nucleotides. Its product is annotated as ethylene-responsive transcription factor 5-like. The transcript has a single exon. Gene Ontology annotation, molecular function: DNA-binding transcription factor activity; DNA binding. The record is from RefSeq and is a predicted model, not a curated record. Lineage: Eukaryota; Viridiplantae; Streptophyta; Magnoliopsida; Solanales; Solanaceae. The coding region runs from base 16 to 744 and encodes 242 amino acids. Gene Ontology annotation, biological process: regulation of DNA-templated transcription; ethylene-activated signaling pathway.
AUUAGAAGAAGAAAAAUGGGUUCAUCACCACAAGGAACUUGUAGCUCACUUGAUUCCAUUAGGGAACAUCUUCUUGAUGAUGAUGUUGCUUUCAUGGAAUAUUACUGCUGUUUCUCUUUUGAAACUACUCAAACCUCAAAAACAGAGUUUGAUGGUUUUUUCGAAAUUGAGGCAAAACCACAUGCUAUCAGUUCGAAUUCUCCGAAGCAAAGUAACUUCAAAGAACGCAAGCCAUCUCUGAACGUUGCGAUACCCGCGAAGGCUGUUGUUGUAGAGAAAGUGGAAGUUGAGAGCGAGAAGAAGCAUUACAGGGGAGUUAGGCAGAGGCCGUGGGGGAAGUUUGCAGCGGAGAUUCGUGACACGAAUAGAAAGGGGACUCGGGUUUGGUUAGGAACAUUUGAUACUGCUGUGGAUGCGGCCAAGGCAUAUGACAGAGCAGCGUUUAAGCUUAGAGGCAGCAAAGCAAUAUUGAAUUUCCCACUUGAAGUUGCUAACUUUAAGCAACUCCAAAAUGAUGAUGAUGAUGAUGUUGAGAUUCCACAGCCGGUGAGCAAUAAUAAUAAAAGGGUGAGAGAAACAGAGGAAUUAGUAAUGAAGAAGGAAGUGAAAAUAGAAGAGGAAAGAGACGCUGUUACUGCGUCACCAUUAACACCUUCGAAUUGGUCGGCUAUUUGGGAGGGUGGAGAUGGAAAAGGCAUUUUUGAGGUGCCGCCACUGUCUCCACAUAUGGUUCCCAGCUUCUGAUGAUCGGAAAU